This is a messenger RNA of Neurospora hispaniola, 1335 nucleotides long. RefSeq lists its product as uncharacterized. The transcript has 8 exons. The record is from RefSeq and is a predicted model, not a curated record. Bases 1 to 1335 code for a protein of 444 amino acids. Lineage: Eukaryota; Fungi; Ascomycota; Sordariomycetes; Sordariales; Sordariaceae.
AUGGACAGAGGGGCCCGGACCAGACCUGCUCCCGCGUGGAGCAAGAACUCAAACGUGGAUCCUGAAAGUCGUCAAGGGCUCCGCUAUGCCAGACGGGGACCCUGGUCCCUCACCGUGGAACCGGCUGGAGGAGUGUCGACGUCUGCCGUGCUGCAGAUGGACGUCGUGCGUGGGAUGCACUUCCUCGCAACAGCUCUGCCGGGGGGGCUGCGCAACGCCAAGCACACCUUGAAAUUAGCGCUGUUCCACGCAAACGACAAAUGGAGGCGAGAGUGUCGCGGUAUAAGUCAGUCGAUUCAGCUCGGAUCCAAGACUGCACUGAUUUCGACACGGAACUGUAAUCAGGUCGAGUAUGACUGCGGUCUUGUCGGCGACACCAUUGAAAGGCUUGGCUGCUUGGCUGUGGUUCUGGGCGCCGAUGAUGUUGCUGAUCUUGAAUAUGAUGUCCAGAAAACUGAUACCGAGAGAUAUUUGUCAAUGGGAGAUGACACUGGGAGUGCAAAGGCGUAUUUUUACCCCCUGGCCAGAGACAGCCGCUACCCUCCUCCAGUCCUUAUCAAUGUGCAUAUGGUCAGUCCUGAUUCGAUUAUUAUGCGGGCAUCAAAGCCCAGGGCGACACUUGUGUGCAAAGAACAAAAGCUGUCAUUGCGAAAGAGGAACCAUCCGUCACCACAGGAUGGAGGUGCUAUUGGCCGGAGAGCCAGGCAAACAGGGGAACUUCACUACGCACAUACAUGGAAGGACGCAGUCAUUACCAGACGCCUUAUCGGGGAUCCGAAAAUUAGCGGGUUUGGUCUACGGGGACACGCAGCACUCGGCCGUGAUGGAUGUCAUCCAAUAUUGACCACGGCCAACCAGGAACUAGAACAUUCCCUACGGUACUUUCCAUUCUCUCUCUUUCCGUCGGUGAACAUGGAAGGUCAGCACCUCGAUGAUGGGAUCCGGCUGGGCGGUGCCACAAACGGGCAGAUUCAGCGGCUCGGCAGUGAUGCUCCCCAUCUUCGUCCGAUGUCUCCUCAAGAUCGCCAUGAGGAUUGUAGUGUAUGGCGUGAACAACAUGUAGAAAGGCCUCCUCAGUCUUCGGAGUUCCGAUCUGUAGAGCAGGUGAGGAUCAAGGAAAGGUUCAAGAUUGUAGACAGGAAUUGUGUACAACAACGACUUGUAGGUAGCGGAGUGUCAGGCGGCCACAGUCCGGUGGCAUCCAAGGCGCCACCAAAACCUACACUAGACAUAGCGUCCGGUUGUGGGCGUGGUGAUGCUACCACAUCCGCACAAGCAUUCGCUAUGCUUGAGCAUGAUCGACGGGAAGGACAACGGGCGGCACCACCUGUCUAA